GUGGACGUCGCCCCUGCCCGCCUCCCGCCGCCCCCCGCCCGCAGGCUCCCGAGCCUCAGCCGGCGCCGAGCAUCCCGCUGCCCCGGACCUUCCCGCGGGAGCGCACCGGGCUCAACUCAGGCUCAGGACUGCAGUUGGGCAUCUCCACUGCCUAGGAAUCAUUGCCUGCACGGACAGAACAGCCUCCUUGGAAAGCUGGCCCUCCCGGAGUUUCGUCUCGGCAUGGGCCUUGUCAUUGAAGCAACUCUGCUAUCUGCACUGGUCUGAGGGUGCUGCCCGUCAUGGGGGCAGCCAUCUCCCAGGGGGCUCUUAUUGCCAUCGUCUGCAACGGCCUCGUAGGCUUCUUGCUGCUGCUGCUUUGGGUCAUUCUCUGCUGGGCCUGCCAUUCUCGCUCUGCCGACGCCGAUUCUCUGUCUGAUUCUAGUCCUAACUCCAGCCCUGGCCCCUGUCCUGAGAAGGCACCACCACCCCAGAAACCUAGCCAUGAAGGCAGCUACUUGCUGCAACCCUGAAGGUCCCUUGGUCUACCCUGGAGCCUGGGACGUGAAUCUACCCCAUUCAGAGCCUGGAAUUAGGACUCCAGAGUUCAGCCAGCCUGGGGUCCAGAACUCUUGAGUCCAACCUGCUUGGAGCUGGACCCAGCCUGGCUUCAGGAGAUAGGUGGUCCUAGAUAGAUAGGCCCAGAGUGGGGGUUCAGGCGUUGGUGCUAGGGCCAGGGCCAUCUGGACUCUGCUCCAUCCCAAGGUCCAAGGGCUGGGUUUACCCUUUCCCUAAGCUCAGUGCCUCUGGGCCCUCUAGGUUGGGGAAGCAAACUGGAACCCAUGGCAAUAAUGGGAGGGUGUCCAGGCUGGGCCCCUCCUUUGGUCCUCCCACUGUUUGCUGGAUAAUAAAUGGAACUACGGCUCUAUCCUGAGAUUUUUUCUCC
Dipodomys spectabilis (banner-tailed kangaroo rat) is the source of this 925-nucleotide messenger RNA. RefSeq names its product energy homeostasis associated (gene Enho). The transcript is spliced from 2 exons. NCBI's taxonomy places the organism in Eukaryota, Metazoa, Chordata, Mammalia, Rodentia, Heteromyidae. The record is from RefSeq and is a predicted model, not a curated record. Gene Ontology annotation, cellular component: plasma membrane. Gene Ontology annotation, biological process: positive regulation of Notch signaling pathway. The coding region runs from base 282 to 512 and encodes 76 amino acids.